Macrobrachium nipponense is the source of this 2161-nucleotide messenger RNA. RefSeq names its product spermine oxidase-like. The transcript is spliced from 18 exons. The record is from RefSeq and is a predicted model, not a curated record. NCBI's taxonomy places the organism in Eukaryota, Metazoa, Arthropoda, Malacostraca, Decapoda, Palaemonidae. Gene Ontology annotation, molecular function: polyamine oxidase activity. Bases 51 to 2000 code for a protein of 649 amino acids.
GAGAAAUAUCGGCCAGUAUCAAGGAAGCUCUCGUGAAGUGCAGUUUUGCCAUGGUCGUCUGGAUUACAUUGUCCGCUUUGUUAGGAUUCAUUCCGCUCGUAUUUUGUAAUCCUGUUUUCCAGAACGGGACGCGUCCAGUAGACGUCAUCGCGGGAAACUAUCAGUCAUGGAAGUCUUCGGCAACCGAAGUGGGCGUGGUCAUUGUCGGAGGGGGCGUGGCCGGACUGACAGCGGCUAAGGUUCUCUUGGAAAACGGCGUCACUGACAUCUUGCUUCUGGAGGCCGACUCACGAGUUGGAGGUCGAAUCCGGACGCAUUGGGAAGGUGAUCCAUUAACAGAAGACGGACCCGAAUGGAUCGAAGGGGGCCCGUUGAAUCCUCUUUAUCAACUGGCGCUAGAAAUGGGGGAGUUAACACCUGAUCUCCCGGAGCCUAAAUGGGACACCAGGGUCGUGAGCACCGAAGGGCACGCUGAGGAUGGGAGCCUUUACGAUGUUCUGAAGGGCCUCCUGGCCGAACUUGAAAGCGAAGGCUUCCUUUUGCAACAUGAAAACCGGAGCGUCGGAGACAUCCUAACUGAGAGGUUCCGAGAAAGGCACGAAGGUUGGGACAGUGACGAAGGGAAGGCAUGGCUCCACACUCUGGAAAAGAUUACAAACGUCAAAAUUGGCACUGGAAACUGGACUUACCCUGCAGUGGGAGACAUGCUCAGUUACGUAUCCUUGGGAGAGUCCCACCACUGGAAAAAUGGAUUCGACGCUCUCAUCACUCAUUUAACGACGCCUAUCCCGGAAGGAAUCAUCCGAACGUCUACUCCCGUGAACAAAAUCUUCUGGGACGACGGUGGACGAGUUCUACUAGUGACCAAUAAUGGUCGGAAGUCGUUUUUAGCCCGGCAUAUAAUCGUAACCGUUAAUGAUGGUUAUUUGAAAGAGGACCAUCGAGCCCUUUUCCAGCCUCCUCUGCCGGUUACGUUCACUAGUGAUCUAAACAAUGUUGAGGUGACUGCGUCUAAUAAAGUCCAGAUGGGAUGGUCAGAGCCAUGGUGGGGAAGUACCAACCCGCUGUCCAUGGUAUUGCUUUGGAAGACCUUCAACCUCCCGAAGGAAAUGGAAUGGCUUUACGGAGUAGUACUAAUACGGAGUUUAGAGCAACGGACGAACGUGCUUCAAGCGAAUGUAAUGGGAAAUGAAGCCAUCUUGAUGGAGGAGCUCUCUGAAGAUGUAGUGAAAGAGCACUUCCUACACCUCCUCCGAAAGUCGACGGGUCUUCCAGUUCCCAAACCCACGUUCUUUAGAAGGACGAUGUGGGGACGAGACCUGGACAAGCACAAGAGACUAGCUGAGCCCUUGGUCAAUUCCAGAGGCAACAAAGUUGUCCUGUGGGCGGGAGAGCACACCCACAACGCUCGCUAUAGCAUUGUGGAUGGAGCGAUGGCUUCUGGCGAAGGCGCGGCCAAGGAAAUGCUAGAAAUUCUGAAGAAGCAUCCAGCUGAUAUUCUGACGGGCAGUUACAAGACUUGGAAUUCCUCUGCGAUCGACGUGGGCGUGGUCAUCGUUGGCGCAGGCGUAGCUGGUCUGUCGGCGGCCAAGACCCUCCUGGAGAGUAACAUCACAGACAUUUUGAUCCUCGAGGCUGACCAUAGAAUUGGAGGGCGAGUCAGGACUUACAGAGAAGGCGACAUAUUAAUAGAAGAAGGGGCGGAGUGGGUCCAUGGGAACCAGAGUAACCCUCUUCACCAAAUUGCGAAGCGUCUGGGAGCAUUAUCGCCAUAUGAACCUUACCACCUCAAAAAAUCCAGACUGGCGACCAACGACGGCCAACGAAUCAACGCCUCGGCUUUUGAUUUACUGGAUCUUGUCCUGGAAGGCAGCGAGGAUGAGCCCAACAGGAACGUCCUGGAGUAUCUUAACAGGAGCCUCGGAGAGUAUUGCACUGACCAGUUCCACGACAAAUUCGAAAGCAUUUUCCUACGACCGCAGGCCUCAACGUUUCUCUGAGUGAGGCGUGGCUUCACUUCCUGGAGUUGAUCAUCAGUUACGAGUGGGGAUUCGACAGUUGGAAGGACAUUUCCAUGGGUUCUUUGAUGCAGUACGAAGCAUACGGCGACGAGAACUAUCAGUGGAAUAACGGAUACGACACUUUCAUCGAUUACCUCAGG